GCUUGCUCGCACUAUGAUCGGAUGUUUGUUGUAGAGUAGGGGAACUUUCGUGUUUGUCGCCUUGUAGUCGCGUCAGUUGUUCUUUCCAUUGGUCAGCACUUUCAUUCAGGGUGUUUUACCGGUGAAAAUGUCUAAUCAGACGCCCUACAUUGGGAGUAAGAUUAGCCUGAUAUCGAAGCUCGACAUACGUUAUGAGGGUAUUCUCUACACUGUCGAUACAAACGAUUCUACAAUUGCAUUAGCAAAAGUACGCUCUUUCGGCACAGAAGACCGCCCGACUCCAAACCCAGUUGAAGCGCGAGAUGACGUUUACGAGUAUAUAAUCUUUAAAGCGAACGAUAUCAAAGAUCUCAUCGUUUGCGAGACUCCUAAGGUUGCCACUUUGGCCGGAGGCCUGCCCUAUGAUCCUGCCAUAAUUUCUGUUUCUGCCCGUACAGGAUCUGCAGCUGCGAACGAGCAGCAGGCAUCCGCAGCUCAGGGAAGCCGAGCCCCAGGAGCAGGUCGCAGCACUAAUGCGCGAGGAAAUAGAGGAAAUUUCAACCAAGCUGGAGGGCAACCAGUCGGUUCGGGUAAUCGUCAGUACAAUAAUGGCUAUCUUCGUGGAAAUUACAACAGCUAUGGCGGACAGCGUCCACGUAACAAUCAAAGCGUCGGAGUCCCUCGUCCUCGCGAGAAACUGAAGUUUGACGGAGAUUACGAUUUUGAGAAGGCCAAUGAGCAGUUCCAGGAACAGUUCUCCGAUAUGUUCAAAGACAAACUUAAGGUGGAUGGGGAGAAGAGCGAAGAAGAGCAAGGAGAAAAACCUGCUGAAGAUACUUAUUACGACAAGAAAAGUUCUUUCUUUGACCGCAUCAGUUGCGAAGCCUUAGAGAAAGCUGAGGGGAAGAGCGGACGUCCGGAUUGGAAAAAGGAAAGGGAAACAAACCAAGAAACGUUUGGUCAUUCUGCUGUACGCUCUUUGAAUUAUCGUCGUGGAUUUGGACAACGGGCACGUGGAGGACGUGGCUAUGGAAGACCCGGUGAUGGACGUUACAUCAAUAAUUUUAAUCGAGGUUAUAACAACUAUCGCGGUGGAUAUGGUAACGGCAAUGCGAAUCAUCGCGGACGAGGUUUCAACAGAGCUGGAUAUCAACAGAAUCAACAGCAGUGA
This is a messenger RNA of Cylicocyclus nassatus, 1150 nucleotides long. Lineage: Eukaryota; Metazoa; Nematoda; Chromadorea; Rhabditida; Strongylidae. The record is from the annotation of a GenBank genome assembly.